This is a messenger RNA of Danio rerio (zebrafish), 2015 nucleotides long. The record is from RefSeq and is a predicted model, not a curated record. Lineage: Eukaryota; Metazoa; Chordata; Actinopteri; Cypriniformes; Danionidae.
CAAAAAGUGACUCGCAGUCACACAGUUCUGCCGCUAGAGGGAGGGAGGAGGCGCUGAGGAUUCAUUCAUGAGCGGACAGCACAGCAGCAGCAGAAAAACUAGACCUGAUCUGAAGACGAAGAUGAAGAUGUCUUCAGUCGGAGACAUAAAGGAGCACAACUAGGAGAAUAAUGCUGUGAAGAUUAUAUAUUCAAGUAUGGAAGACCCCGGUGCUUUGACGGACCAGUAAACACACAAGAUGACUGAAAACAACACAAGCACAGAGACAUGGACUCUUAUUCACCCGUCCGGGAGUCCUCAUGACCUCAUCUAUGACAUCCCUGUGGAUUACGAGGUCCCGGUGGACGAAAUUCCCGACACGACUCAGGGACGAGCGUUUUUCGUGGCCACCAUUGUAAUUGCGAUGGUCCUGGUUUGCAUUAUGCUGGUCUGUGGCGUUGGUAAUUGCGUAUUUAUCGCCUCGCUGGCACGUUACAAGAAAUUGAGGAAUUUGACCAAUUUACUCAUCGCCAACUUGGCAAUAUCAGACUUUCUGGUGGCGACUGUGUGCUGCCCCUUCCUGGUGGAUUAUUACGUGGUCAAGCGGCUGUCAUGGGAUCAUGGGAUUGUGCUUUGUGUCUCCAUUAACUACUUGAGGACUGUGUCUCUCUACGUGUCCACCAAUGCUCUGCUGGCCAUCGCUGUGGACAGGUACAUGGCUAUCGUUCACCCGCUGAAGCCCCGUAUGAAGUAUCAGACAGCAUACUGGCUUAUAUUUGGGGUCUGGAUAAUCCCGGUUCUCAUCGCCGUACCGUCUGCAUACUUCGCCACAGAGCACGAGUACCCGCACAGCACACUCCACCACGACAAGAAGAUCUUCUGCGCCCAGAUCUGGUCUGCAGAUCAGCAGCUCAUGUACCGCUCCUACUUCCUCUUCAUCUUCAUCGUGGAGUUUCUGGGGCCCGUGGCCACCAUGUCGGUCUGUUACGCGCGGAUUUCAAAGGAGCUUUGGUUUAAGAAUGUUCCCGGAUAUCCAACGGAGCAACUUCGGAAGCGUCUACGACGGCGGCGCAGAACAGUCGUGGCACUAAUCGCGGUUUUGGUGGCGUACGUGCUGUGCUGGGCGCCGUAUUACAGUUUCACAUUGCUACGAGAUUUUUACCCGGCGCUGAUCACGCGAGGGCGGAAUUCUCUGGUCGUUUUUUACAUCAUCGAAUGCAUCGCUAUGAGCAACGGUGUCAUUAAUACUCUGUGCUUUGUGAGCGUUAGGAAUAAUGCAGUGAAGUGGCUCAGAGCGGUUAAAUUCGCUAAAUGGCGCUCGCUGACUAGAGUUAUUGUCGGAAAGAUGGCGGAAGAUGACAUUAGGACUUCCUCGUUGAGAGUGACUGAGGAUGUGGAAUGUACACGAAUCAAAUAAGAAAAUAAUAAUCUUUCAUGAGGACCAAAAUAUAUUGACUUUGGUAGGAUCUGUGAAUUUAUGAGUCAAAAUGACUGAUUGCAAAAGUUUUCAGAUCGUUCAGAACAUUACUGAAGAAAACUGAUGCGUUUCAGCCAACAGUGGUGUUGUGGUUUUGAGUCUUUUUGAUUUUGAGGCUUAAUUUAGCCACAAAUUUCUCUCUGUGUUUCAGCAAAUGUAAUGAUUUUUGGGGACAAAUCUUAUUUCGACCCAUACUUUGGAAGAAUGUAAAAAAAAAAAAAAAAAACAUUCGACAAUACACUUGUAUCAAACGGACAACCCUUUCGUUAUGUUCGUGGCUGUUUUUGUCCCAUUGACUUCCAAUAUAAUGGCAUUUUUUGAUUGCAAAGCCAUGACACAUAUAAUCAUGCAUUCUUGAUUGUUGCUGGUUUUCCCUGUUGGGAAGAGGUAAAACUUUUCAUUUUAACUGUUGAAAACCAGUCGCAGUGCAAAAAAGCUUAGUUUCUGCCUUCUAUAUUGAGUAUAGUGUGUGUGUGAGAGAGAGAAAAAGAGAUGUCAAUAGAUCUCCAUCUAAGGCCUUGUGUACACUAAUAUGUUUUAGUUUUAAAACAGUGUUUUG